CCGCAUCAAACGUACGGCAUCUGUCCAAUUGUGCCGUUACCAUUUGCUGAAAAUAGGCGCCAAAGACACCAACGGAAACAACCUCUCCAACAGACAUCUCCGCAUCACAUGGGGAAGAAACAAUCCUAAAUCCUAAAUUUGGCUGCAAAAACGGACUUGGUCGAAAGAAUUAGACGAACAUUUUAGACAGGUCCUUCAUUCCUCGUGAGACCCUUUUGACAGUUCCUCGAUCCUUUCCUCCUCCUCGCCAGGAGGGAUGGAGAUAGAUAAAAGCACGAAAAAACCGAGCCGUAAGCCGAGCCUCGCCGGAUUCUAUUUACCAUCCUCCCGAUCGUCCCCGUCCCGCAGCAUGGCGACAGUCCUCCUCCUGGCCUUCUCCCUCGCCUUCCCCUCCGUGCUGAUCUCUGCCUCGGGCGUCUCUUUCUCCCCCAAGGAUAAUAUCCUCAUCGACUGCGGUGCCAACUCGUUGGUGAACCUCCCCGAUGGGAGGAUCUUUAAGACCGACGCCAACUACCUGCAGGCCAAGGACAACGUGCAGAUCUCAACCGAUGAGGGGAACCUCCCGUCCCCUCUGUGCCAGACGGCACGGGUCUUCGUGUCUGAGGCCACCUACUCGUUCCACCUCGCCAGCGCGGGGUGGCACUGGAUCCGGCUCCAUUUCUAUACCAUGAACAACAACCAGUUCGACCUCAAGACCGCCAUGUUUUCGGUCAACACCGACAGCGUGGUCCUCCUCCACCGGUUCAACUUGAACAACGCCACGACCCACGUUGUGAAGGAGUACCUCCUUAACGUGACGGACCCAAAGCUCAACCUCAAGUUCAGCGCCAUGUCGAACUCUUUCGCGUUUAUCAACGCGAUCGAGGUCGUCUCUGCCCCAGACUUUCUGAUCGGGGACUCGGGCAUGUCCCUUUCCCCAGUACAGGACUACAAGGGCCUGAACGGGUUUAACUACCAGGUUGUCUACCGGCUCAAUGUUGGCGGCCCGGUGAUUACCGCUCAGAAUGACACCCUGGGAAGGUCGUGGGAGAACGGCGAGAAGUACCUCAAAGACAAGGCACUGGCUGCGAAUGUCUCCGUACCCACAAAAGUCAUCAAAUAUCCGGAGCAAUUCCCGACCUUGAUCGCUCCUGCUUCCGUGUAUGCUUCGGCUGUUCAGAUGGCUGAUGCUAACACCCAGCAGGCCAACUUUAACGUGACGUGGGACUUCAACGUGGACACAAACUUUGAUCACAUGAUCCGGCUGCACUUCUGCGACAUCGUGAGUAAAUCCCUCAAUGACCUCUACUUCAAUGUUUACAUCAACGGGAAGAUGGCUAUCUCAGGUCUCGACCUAUCGAGCCUAACAGAAGGCCUAGCAGUCCCAUACUACAAGGAUAUCGUGGUGAACUCCACCCUGAUGUCCAAUGGGCUCAGCAUUCAGAUUGGUCCGAUGAAUCAGGACACUGGUUCUGUGAAUGCCAUAUUGAAUGGCGCGGAGGUCUUGAAGAUGAGCAAUGCGGUUAACAGUUUGGACGGAGAAUUCGGAGUCGAUGGGAAGCAGGCAAGCUCAACUAACCGCACCACGGUUGCAGCAGUUGGGUUCGCGAUGAUGUUCGGGGCCUUCGUCGGCCUCGGGGCUAUGGUCAUUAAGUGGCACAAGAGGCCUCAGGACUGGCAGAAGAGGAACAGCUUCUCAUCUUGGCUGCUCCCGGUCCAUGCCGGAGACACGGGCUUCAUGAGCAGCAAGAACUCAAUCGGGUCCCACAAGAGCGGCUUCUACUCAUCCACCUUCGGGCUAGGCCGGUACUUCUCCUUCGCGGAGCUGCAGGAAGCAACCAAGAACUUCGAUUCCAAUGCAGUGAUUGGCGUCGGAGGAUUCGGAAAUGUCUACUUGGGAACGAUUGAUGACGGAACUCAAGUCGCUGUCAAGAGGGGGAACCCGCAGUCCGAGCAGGGCAUCACGGAGUUUCAAACGGAAAUCCAGAUGCUAUCCAAGCUCAGGCACAGGCACUUGGUGUCUUUGAUCGGCUACUGUGACGAGAACUCAGAGAUGAUCUUGGUCUAUGAGUACAUGUCGAAUGGGCCCUUCAGGGACCAUUUAUAUGGUAAGAACAUGCCGCCAUUGUCGUGGAAGCAGAGGCUCGAGAUCUGUAUCGGGGCCGCUAGAGGUCUCCACUACCUUCACACCGGGACGGCCCAAGGGAUCAUCCACCGCGAUGUUAAGACAACAAACAUUUUGCUCGACGAGAACCUCGUAGCUAAGGUUGCGGACUUUGGGCUAUCAAAGGAUGCACCAAUCGGACAGGGCCAUGUCAGCACUGCAGUGAAGGGAAGUUUCGGCUAUCUCGACCCCGAGUACUUCAGGAGGCAGCAACUCACGGACAAGUCCGACGUGUAUUCUUUUGGGGUGGUCCUGCUCGAGGCUCUCUGCGCUCGUCCCGCGCUCAACCCACAGCUCCCGAGAGAGCAGGUUAACUUGGCUGAGUGGGCGAUGCAGUGGAAGAGAAAGGGCCUGCUCGACAAAAUCACUGACCCGCAUCUCCAGGGAACCAUCAACCCGGAGUCGAUGAAGAAGUUCGCCGAGGCAGCCGAGAAGUGCUUGGCGGAGCAUGGAGUGGACCGGCCCACCAUGGGAGAUGUUCUGUGGAACUUGGAGUAUGCUCUUCAGCUGCAGGAGGCCUUCUCUCAGGGGAAAUCCGAAGACAAGAGCAAGUCAUCCACCAUGAUCGCAGCUUCCCCGGCGGUCGCAUCUCCCCCUGCCAGCCCCGUGAUCGCAGCCAGGGAGACCCGCCCCGACACCGACAACAGCCUCGCCGAGAUUCAGACCACUGAGCAUUCGGGAACAAACAUGUUCGCUCAGUUCGCCCACCUCGACGGAAGGUGAAAAGGACAACGACAGAAAUCAGAUCAACCAUAAAAAAGAAUCUAUACCCAACUGAUUGAGAAACAAAACUAUGAAGAUCAAAUGUAUUUAUUGAUGAUACAUUGUAAAGACAUGAAAAAGCUAACACAUUCUCAUAUAGAACUGCACCCAUUGUAAUAUAUUACUCUAGGCCCGUCUCCUGUUCUCUCUUUAUUCUUUCCAUUGUUCGG
Messenger RNA from Punica granatum (pomegranate), 3075 nucleotides. Lineage: Eukaryota; Viridiplantae; Streptophyta; Magnoliopsida; Myrtales; Lythraceae. The record is from RefSeq and is a predicted model, not a curated record.